AUGGUUGAACAUGCAGUCCGUGACUUCCAGUCAGCACUGCAGCAGCUGAAUGCCACCAGCGGCAAGCCAGCCAGCUUUGGUUGCAGUGCCAACUGCCAAAUCUGUGCACAGCUUGUGUUGGAGAAUAACAGUCCGGUGCAAACUGGUGCCGGAUCGCUGUGGUCGCAGAGGCCAACUUUGUAUUUCGAUUUCGACGAGCUUGAUGAGGAGGAAAUUGGUCGACCACCCGUGGCGGCAACAAUGGCAAGUGAAAGACAAGCGACUUCGACACGAAGGCUUUUCGAGGGCACCGUGACGUUGCAGAUCGUUGCAGCGAUGACUGGGGUCCAGGUAUGUUCGUUGGUGAAUACGGCACUGAGUUGUACCAUCUGGGAUGUUAAGGAGCGCAUCGAGCGCAAGGAAGGGACGAAACUCAGCGCGCAGAAGUUGCUUUGUGCCAAUGGCCAGGUUGCGCACGACGACGCCAUUCUCGCAGAUGUGGUGGACCACGGGCAGCCGGAGCUCAGCCUUGUCCGCUCUCCCCCUGUCUGGGCUGGACUGCUGGCGAGUAUCGCAGCUGGGGAAGUUCAGCUUGAGGAACUUGACGAGGGUGCACGCAGCGAUCGGGCCAUCGUUCUCGCAGCGGUGCACGCAAGUCAAGGCAGAGCCCUCGCUCAUGCAUCUCCUACACUACGUGGCGACAAGGAAAUGGUCACCGAAGCGGUGAAGCGGAACGGGCUUUCCCUGCGGCAUGCUAGCUCGUCACUGCGAGCAGACCGUGAUAUCGUUCUGACGGCUAUUCGGGAGUGCCCGUUGGCCUUGGAAUUUGCAGGUGACGCGCUGCGGAAAGACCAUGAUUUCAUAGUCAACGCGGUGCGGGUGUCGGCCCGGGCGGCUGGAUGUGUUACAGAGGCGAUCGCUGGGCCAUGCUUGUCUCGGGCGCAUUGUGACUAUGGAGAUGCAAAUGGCAGUUAUUACGGGGUACCUACAGCGGGCAUGCACAGCAGCCACGGGGAAGAUUCGGGAAAAAAUGGGCGGGCUAGAAAGGUGAAGAAAAGGAGUUGGACUGUUGAGUUACAAGACCUGGCAGAGACGUCCGGUUGGGCACAAAACGAGAUUGCAACAGAAGGUGGUGUUGCGGUUGUCGGAUUUUUUUCCAAGCAGAGCCUCAUGCUUGGCAUGCUGCCCUUUGUGAGCUGA
Molecule: messenger RNA, 1179 nt
Organism: Symbiodinium sp. CCMP2592
Lineage: Eukaryota; Dinophyceae; Suessiales; Symbiodiniaceae
Source: the annotation of a GenBank genome assembly